Messenger RNA from Xyrichtys novacula (pearly razorfish), 41877 nucleotides. The record is from the annotation of a GenBank genome assembly. NCBI's taxonomy places the organism in Eukaryota, Metazoa, Chordata, Actinopteri, Labriformes, Labridae.
AUGCAUGUGCUCUUUUGGGGCUUGGGGUUCCUGCUAUUCCCUGAUUUCUUGAAUGUAGUUGCAUCUACGGGGAAAUUACUUUUGAACUCAAGCACAGGUAAAGUAUGCCGCUGUGACAACCCGAGCAUUUUUCUCUCGAGAACUUAUUUCCUCACACAGAGUGCAAAGAAUGAAUGAGUUUUGUAUGCAGCCAAGCACAUGAGUUGCGGCGCUCUCUAGUAUCUAUUAAGUCCACAGUCUUUCACUUGAAAUGCUUUUAAAACUGUAUGAUCAACAAGACAUGGAAAUUCAUAAUCGAUCAGUUGGCAUAUCUGCGCUCUUAGCUGUGCAUCGACGCUAUAGAUUACUUUAUCCUCAUUAUUAUUAUUGUUGUUCUUCUGCUUGAAUUCCUCAGUGAAAGACGAGAUCGGCAUUUAUGAGAUUGUAACACCGGUGCGGGUGAAUGAAGCCGGUGACAAGUUCCCAACUAGUGUGCACUUCAAGAGAAAAAGACGAAGUUUGGACGACAGCACCGGUAAUACUACGGAUCACUGGGCCUCGCCAAAUAUUCACUACAGGAUAUCUGCUUUUGGACAGAAUUAUCACCUCAAUCUCACGCUGGAUUCGGGAUUUAUCGCACCACUUUACACUGUGACAGUACUUGGAAUACCCCGAGGAGAUAACAUAACGGAUUUUGCAACAGAAGGGGAGGAGGAGGAGGAGGAAGAGGACACGGAGUUAAGGCAUUGCUUCUAUAAGGGACAAGUAAAUGCCCAAGCAGAACAUGCCGCGGUCAUCAGUUUGUGCUCCGGACUGGUGAGUUUUUACGCACGGUUAGACUGUGUGCAGUGACUUUUUUUUACCGGGUAUUAUGAGGGGAUAUUAAUGCAAAAUGUUCAAGACUCUAAGGGCUGCCUCGGGUCAAACUGUUAAAGUUUUGCACAAAGUUUGUUUGCGAACUUAUUCAUGUAUUUUUCUUUAUGUACAGAUAAAGAUGUAGGCACAUAGGUUGUCCAUGUAAAGAUUCUGGUUUCAAAGCAACUUAAGACAGAAAAGUUCCAGUCUGAUUUACUAUAUGAAGCUUUUAUUUAGUUCUGUUGUGGGGUACAACAAGAGGCAGUGGUUUCCAAAUCAUAUCAGUGUGCUCUCGAUGUUCCCAGACCCUUUUGCCCAUAUUCAAGUUCAAUGAAAACGCCAGUCCAAAUCUUGCCUCCAUGCCUCAUUCUCCCGGCUGUUAGUGACGUAUUUACGCACGCUCGUACUGCGGGAGUAUGGGAGGUGCUGACGUCAUCACCAACUGGUCCCAUUCGUCCCACUGCCAGGCUUGCAGAUGCAACAGUUCAGGAGUGGAGCAGUGCACUCUUGAGUUUGUACAUAAAAAACACAGUCAGAUAAUAUGAGCUGGGGGCCAACUUUUCACCCAGUUGAUAGAGCAUCAACAAAGAUUUGAAUCCUAUGCUCUGCAGAGAGUUAAAGGGAGUUAAGAUGACUUUAUGGUGCAUAUUUUAUGUUUAUUUAGGACCUCUAGGGGCACAUGCACUGUACUUUAAAAUAGACAAAACUGCUGGUGGCCACAAGUUUAUCUUAUUUCUUCUCACCCCAAAAGGAAAGGGAUGGGGGAGAUUUCCCUCAUGCUUUGCCAGCACCCAGGGUCAAUCAAAGUGCAAGUUCUAUCACAGUAGUAGUAAUAGUGCCUUUCCAAAGCUUCUUUUCUGAUGCUCCUUGCUGGUGGAUAUUCAAGUCUGCUGCAAAUGUUUAUUGUGCCAGGAAACAUUUUUUCAUCUUAACUUCUGUCAUUACCUCUUGCCUAAAUUGUUAAUAUGACUUACACCAUACUUGUAUCGACCAACAUUGCUUCCAAAUGUGCUGCAUUUGGCACCUCAUCUGGGACAUUAUAGGUCUCCAAGUCAUGCAGUAACAGGCAAAAUACUUAGAAAUAGACUUUCAACCUGCUUGCCAAAAAGAUAUAGUCCCACUCUUUCCCUGAUAGUCAUCACAGGUCCCCUAUUACUUUUUCCUCCUGUUUUGAGACCAUUCUUACAUGCAUGCAAAUUCACUCAUUUUACCUUUUCUUUUAUAGCCCUCAGGUCUUGGCUUUGCUUAUUUUCUGUGGCCUAUUUACUGAACAGUAAAUAGGCCAAAUUCCACUGUUGCUUGCCAUAGCUAUACUUUUUUUUGAGUAUUCAUUGCAUUACUAUGGAAUAGUGGCUCACUGACAUGUGAAAAUAUAGUUGAAGUGUACAUUCCUCCAUGUCCUGUCUUUGCUGAGCCUGUGUUGUUUCCUGAAAGGAAUCAGUGUUACAGAUGGAUGGAGACUAACCGCCAUGUAUUUUUUUUUUCUAUCCAGCUUGGCACUUUCAGGUCUCCAGAUGGGGAGUAUUUUGUUGAGCCCUUACACAGCUAUCAAGGAGAACACUAUGAAGAGGAACACACAAAACCUCAUAUUGUAUACAGGAAGAGUGCACCCAAGAAACAGUCAUCUGGGGAGAACUCAGCUUGUGACACUUCAGGUAUGGUGCAAUAUUUAAGGGGUAUGCAUGAAUACAAGUUACAGACCAAAUUAUAACUAAUAUGUGCACCUAAAUAAACAUAGUUUUAAAUUCAAUGCCUUUACAAAUACACUAAUGCACACAACUGCACACAUGUUUCAUGAUCAGCUGUUGGUUUUGAACUCCGGAUUAGUUCUUACAGAGGUAGACGGAUGUCUUACUACUUUCUUACCCUCCAAGGUCUUCGCUGUAGGAGCUUGAAAAAAUAUAACUAGCACAGUCAAUCAAGCUCUUGCAUUGAUUGUUGCAUAGUGCUGUUAGGUCUUAUGUAGUCUGUGUAGAUAGAGAUGCAGAGAUGCUUUCCUCCUCCUAAAAUAAUAAAAAGUCUUGGUUUUUAAUUUUUUUUUUUUAGAAUUUAAUAAUAAUAAAAAUCUGUUUACUAUUCAUUAAAAGCACAAGUUAACAUUUUAUAUUUUGUGCUGUUUACUAUGAAAUGGCAGUAAGAUGGCACACGAUGGCACUAUGUCAUUCGGACACUCCAUCCAUCUGUUUGCUCAAAAUUGGAGCAAAAUGACCGAACCACAGGGCAGGUUUGAUGUCAAACUGUCUCAGCUCAUUUAUAACCUGCACAGAGCUCUGCAGCACAGGAGUGAUGAAGCUUUCUGACUCUCACACAGGAAAAAUCAUUUUGAAGUUCACCCUUGUAUCUUCCCAUCUCAGUUUACUGGCUGAACUUCCUGUUGACUCUUGGACUUCCUCUGCCUCUUUGAUAAGAAAGUUGGAUAGACCCAGUGCCCUGAACACGUAGUGUUAAUGAUAUAAUUAAGUCAUGCCAACUUGAAACUGUCAAAUAAUCCAAACUUUGAAGAUAAAUAAAUUUGUAAUUAUUUUCUUUGUGGCUGCUGGACAGUUUUCUGCUAACACACAAACACUUGAGAAUGUAUGUGUGUGUGUGUGUGUGUGUGUGUAUGUGUGUGCGUGCGGGUGGGUAUGUGUGUGUACUCUCCUUUUGGCUUGUACCGUAUAGAAUGUUUGUGUGUGCGUGUGUGUAAUAUCGUAGCCUGAGGAAGCCUGGAUUUGACCCACUUUUGGCCGAGUAUAUUUUUUCUUUGUGCUGAAUUAAACUGUCACCUUAAUAGUUUUAAGUAGCCCCCUUUUUUUUUUUUUUUUUUUUAAAUCAGUCAUAAAUUGUGCAAACUGCCUUGUGUUAUGGUCCAGCUGUUUUUUGUUUACUUGGUGCUACAUAGCUGGUGGUCUGAAGGGAUGAUCUGCAUCUGAUAAAAAUACACUAGAAUUUAGCAGGUUUUUUUUGCCAUGUCAUGAUCAGAAUCGGACCAAAUUCCCCUCAUUGUUGAGAAAUAUUGCCGCCCAGUUGUUGAGCAGUCUUCCUUUGGUUUGUACACUUCAGUUUGUGCUCCAUUUUUUUAUGGCUGGGUGCCAGGUUUACCUAGCCUGAACUCUUUGCCCUCCUCCCCUCCUCUUUCAGAGGAGGGAGAGAGAAAUAAAAGGCAUUCCAGGCAGCAUUCAUUUGACAACCCACUCAUUGAGCAACAAUAAACAAAAGAGCAAAGGAGGCAGCAACACAUUUUAACAAUAUCCACUUCCAGACAACCAAUUCACCUCAUUCAUCCCAAUCUGAAAAUGAAGACUUAGUCUGUUUUCAAACAUAUUGCUGAUUCAUACAUCUCGGUUUGUCUGAUUGGAUCAGUCCUCUGUCUUUGUAUGUUUACAACUGUUACUUUCCUUCUGACUCGUUCUCCAGGGCACAAACACAGACACAAGAGACACAAGCUCAAAGGAGGGCCAGUGACUGGCGUGACCACAGUGUCCAAUGCAGCCCCUGUGGUCAGUGCUGGUGUAUUCAAUGACUUGGAGUCACUGAGUGCCAGCCUUGCCAGCGAUCCUCUGCUCAGAUCACAGAGCGCCAGUGCUAGCGCUCGCCCAUCAAAUGAUAGCAGCGGUGACUCAGGACCUCACAGGAGAUCAAAGCGCUUCCUCUCCUACCCGCGCUUUGUUGAAGUCAUGCUGGUGGCCGACAGCAAAAUGGUGGAGCAUCACGGCAGCAAUCUACAGCACUACAUACUCACAUUAAUGUCCAUCGUAAGUUCUGCUUCGUGAAUUUUGCUUUAAAGCUGCUUGUAGGGGAUAAGUGUUUGACAGAGGUGCUUGGGAAUUGAAAGUGUGCGAUGUGUCUGCAUGUAUAUUCAUAGACAGACAGUGGCUAAACGUGCAUAAUGUUUGUACCUGUUCUACUGUGCUAUUUGUGCUGCAAGCCAGUCAGCCAGCUUUUAGAGGAGGUUCGUGGGAGGGAAAAGGGCAGCCUAGGGCAGGGGUAAACACCACUUUCAAACGGCCAGAGGGAAAAGAGGGCAGCUUGAGGUAGACCCUUCCUGACAGCUUUGAUGAAUGUUAAAAAUAAGCUCAGGUAUGUCACAUAGACCGCAUACUCUUGGCCACUUCAAACACCAGCUUCUGCAGGCGCCUGGGGCCGACAGUCCUCAGGGGGAGGUAGAGAUGACCUAUAUUCUGUUCUUGGCAAAAGCUACCUUCUCCACAGGGACUCAAACCAUUAUCAACUUGAUCUUCUGAUCAAAUGUAUCCCUUGGUACUUUCUUAAAACUACUCGAGGGUGGUCUGUACGAAAGGCUGCAUCCACUCUAAUAACUUUGUGUUUUUUGAAUGAAGUGCUUAAAUCCCACAAUGGCCAGUGUCCAACUUCAGAAACGUUUCAAAACUAUAAAAUAGAGACUGCUUAUAGUGCUGCUGUGUUGUUUUAGAUCCUAACACCCUAAGAUUAUAUGCAUUUCCAUUCCUUACUGACUGUCAGUGACAGUCCAAUGUAUGUUAAAAGGUUUUUAGUAUGGACUGCAAUGUCCAACUCUUGUUUUUGAAACUGUUUUCAACCACCCAUUCAGAAACAUAACACUUUUCUGUGUCGAAUUUGUUUUAAAACCUUUUAAUCAAGUGGUUUAAGUUAAUGAAAACGUUGCAAAAGUUAUUUAUCGUAGCCUUGGACCCUCCACUAUCCCAGGAUCUCAUGUUAUCUUUUAAAUGCUGUCAUUCAGAUGGUUUGGUUCACGUUUUGCUUCUUUCAUGCAGGUAUCUUCCAUCUACAAAGAUCCCAGCAUUGGCAACCUGAUUAACAUUGUGAUUGUAAAGUUAGUAAUAAUAAACAAUGAGCAGGUAAGGCUGCUUCAUGAUUGGUAUUUAGCUCAAUUUUUCACGUCUACCAAAAGUUUCACUUGUUAACAAAGUUAUGUUAUUAAUUUUUUUACUUUAUGUUUUCUAGGAUGGUCCAGUCAUUUCUUUCAAUGCACAGACCACUUUAAAGAACUUCUGCAUUUGGCAACAGAGCCAGAACAUCCUGGAUGAUAACCACCAUUCGCAUCAUGACACUGCCAUCCUCAUUACCAGGUGCAAGAAAUAUUUGUUAAUAAAGUUAUCAUGUUAAUAGCAGCAUGCGGUAGAUCCUGAACAGAACGUACAGUCAGUUAUCCCUCUGACCGUAUAACAUUGUAAUAAAAAUUGACUGAACUGUUGACGAGCCGAUUUGUUUGUCUUCACCUCAGGCAGGACAUCUGCAGAGCGAGGGAUAAGUGUGACACCUUAGGUACAUGGAUUUCUAUUUUCAUGUGUCAUAAACAUGCGUAAUGUGAUUCACAACUGAUCCUGAAAACAAAAAAAAACUGAAACAGUCUUUUUCCCCCCUCCUGUUUUCAAGGACUUGCAGAGUUGGGCACUGUGUGUGAUCCAUACAGGAGCUGCAGCAUAAGUGAAGACAACGGACUCAGCACUGCCUUCACCAUCGCCCAUGAACUUGGCCAUGUGUAAGCACAGCAUGUUUCACUGACUGUUUACUAAAGUACUGUCAUCACUCCUAGCUGAUGAGAAUUUUGGCUUCAGGGAGACAUUGGUAGAGCUUUAGAGGUCUUUCUAGGAAUCCAAACAUGCCUCACUCACGAAUGAGGAUCAAGGAAUCUUGCAUAUUUGGACAGUAACACAAAAGCAGUGCAUUCCUUUUUUUCCUUCAGUUUCUGAGGCUUUUGUGUUUCUGAUCACACUCUUUUAAUUUUUACCUGCAUUUAAUCUUAAAAGAAGUUAGGGAAAGAGUCUGCAAAUUGGACUUUCCAGAAGUAAAGAAACCCUUCAGCUGGUUCUGCAUGAUCCAACAGCCUGAAUCAGUCAGAGCUGGGUGGAAGAGGGAGGGUGGAAAAGGGGGCGUCUACAGUGGAGACUGUUACAAAUCUUUACAGCCCCCGUCACCUUUAACAAAUGCUCACUACAGCCUCUUAAAAAGAAGCGGGAUUGUUCAAUUCCAUGUUUAUGUGCAUCAGGCUUUGACAACGAGCAUGGUGACUGAUAAGCCCCUGAGCUCAGUGUUACAUGGUACCUGUAAGGUGGGGAGCUGAGCAGCUGAAAGAGGACUGUGGGGAGUCUAAUGUACCUGGUUACCACCAACCAGGAUCUUAUUAUUCACCCGGCAGGCGCUUGAAUGCUUCUCUUAUACUUACUGUGCUCUGAUUUUCACAUCCAAAUUUUUCUGCUAUGCUGGUUGCCCAGUGUUCAUAUAAUUUAAUAUUGUGCUGGUUUCUUUCCAGACUCCCCACAGGCAGGCAAUACAAAUGCUCUGCAUUAUUUUCAACAACAACCCUGAAUGGGUUUCCCACAGCCAGCAUCAGCGACAGUGAAAAUAUAGGAUUGGUGUUUAGAUGAAAAACAUGUGGCAGAAUAAAUGAAAAACUACAACACACGAACAAGCAAUUUUUCUCUGGGUGUUAUUUUCUUUGUUCUUUGAGAAACGCUCACUUAAAACCUUGAAGUUCCUGCCAAAAGCGAUGCAUUUUUAAUUCUAACACUGGCUUUUGUAAUAUUUAUCUCAGCCAGACAGUUGUCUCACACAGUCGAGCAUCUGUGGGACAAAGACAAACAACAGAAAUAGUACCAGAAGAAGAAAAGAAAAAAAGUCUCAGCCCUCCAUACUUCUUUCAUUACAUGUUUUAUGACACUGUCCACCAGCUGAUAUGUUUAUCUCUCCUUUUAGGUUCAACAUGCCUCAUGAUGACAGUAUCAAGUGUAAAGAGGAUGGAGUAAAGGUUCAGCAACAUGUGAUGGCUCCCACACUUAAUUACAAUACAAACCCCUGGAUGUGGUCCAAGUGUAGCAGGAAGUACAUCACCGAGUUCCUUGAGUAUGUUGCCCUCUUUUCUUCUAAGUGGUUUCACAACAUGCAUGUGGAUUUGGAGAAUUAGAUGAUUCUCCUACAUAUGUUAUCUUUAACAUAAUAACACACACAAUUAAAUAGCAGUUUAUGUAUAUCUCUUUUUUCACUUUUGGCUAUAUUAGACCCAUUUUAAAAGUAGCCACACUAAAUUAUUGAAGUUUCUUUGGGCUGCUGCAGUCUCUCCAGUCUCUUCUCUUCAAAAGGAACCUCUGAGAAAUCUCAUGAACUCUCUCUACCCAGAGUCCUCCUCAUCAAGCUCCUGAAACAUCACUUACUCAAUACAGUUGACUGCACAUACACAGAAAUCUGAGAAAACUGUGUGUACAGUAGGGGUGCUACAUCUAUAUGUGUAGAAAAAAAAGUGACCUCUCCGCUGUACUGAGUGUGUUUUUUGUCUGUCUUUUUGUGUCUCUUGUUUUUCCCUUUUUCUUUAAGUCAUUUUAUUUUUAUUUCUUAAUAGCACAGGAUAUGGUGAAUGCUUGCUUGAUGAGCCCGUUUCUAGGCCGUACAGUCUCUCGCAGCAGCUGCCUGGACGGAUAUACAAUGUCAAUAAACAGUGUGAAUUGAUAUUUGGGCCGGGGACGCAGGUGUGCCCUUAUAUGGUGAGUGGACUUGGUGUGUUAAUCUAAACUGUCAUGUUGCAUAUGCAGUUCUCUGGGAGAAGCCUCCUCUGUUAUUAACAUGUGCUGCGGACCUCCUCAGCUGAGUCUGAAGCCUACGAGGUCACACAAUGGGUUAAUCGGCUUUAUUUUAACACGCAUGCAGAUAUCGAGAAAUUUAAGACACAUCAAACCAUUCAUCUAUGCAUAUGUACCUUGUUGGCUCUAAUAUAAUAAUAUGUGUGCAAGCCUUUGGCACUGUGGGUUUGUUUUCUUUAUUGGAAUUCUCUUUUUAUUUUACUUCAAAAUCCGUGUUGAUAUUUGUUGUGUUUGUGUGUUUCUCAGACCCAGUGUAGGAGGCUGUGGUGCACCAGUCCUGAGGGCGCCCAAAGAGGCUGCAGGACCCAGCACAUGCCCUGGGCUGACGGCACAGACUGCUCCCCUGGAAAGGUAAGUGAAAUGAGCAGAAGGAAGGGCGCUUGGAGUGAGCAGCUGUCUGUAGCAUUUACAGGAGCAAUAGAGGGAGAAAAAGACAUAUUCUACCAAGAGAUUGAGUCAUAAUCAGAAAAUGAGGAGUUGAGUGUUAAAUUCAUGAGGUUUUGACAACCUCUUUGACUGUCAUGUUCUUGCAUCGUAUUAUGUUUUAAUAGUCAUAUUGUUCAAUGCUACAAUCUCAGUUUCCUCACCACAUUGCCUGGUUUUAAUCCAGAGGCUUUCCCGAGCCCAGGGACUCAUCGUGAUGACAUUUUACAUAAGCAUUUUAAUGUUGGAGCGGAAAUCUCAGCAUUGCUGUAAACUCUGUUAACUUUUUUGACUGUGUAGUCACGAGCGAUGAGAUUUUCCUCAUAAGGAUCUGAUAAAUUAAAGAAACUUCUUACUGACCUAUUUUUUUUCUGUCAUUGUGACUCUGAGAAGAUCAAAGGACGUGAAGACACACUCACUCACACACACACACACAGUUACAUUUCGUGUUUACACACAGCUUCUCUUGCAGGGCCAGAGCACAGCACGCUUUACACUGAUGUUGGAGUCUGUUGAAGAGCGUGAGAUUAUCCCCCUGUUAUGAACUUAGAUAUAUUUAUUGACUAUGUGCUUGACGUUUACUUGUCUUCUUCUCGGGGCAAACCCAGCCGUGAAAGCCUUUUUUUAGUCUUUCAUUUUUUUCAUUUGCUUCACUGUAUAAUUUCUCCCAGAUUAGCAUCAAAGCGCACUAGAGCAGAUAGAUGUAUUGCCAGCUCUACAGAUAAUAUUUCAUAUGCUCUCUCUGUCUGUUUCUCUCCUUUUUUGACUUUUUCUCCGUCUCACGCCUAUUAUUCUCGCCUCAUUGCUCUCCUCUCAUAUCCUUGCGCUCUUCAUUCAUCUAACUCCUCUCUUUACUGUUUCUCUUUCGUUGCAGCACUGCAAACAUGGCCUGUGUAUAGCCAAAGAGCAUGACGCCACACCUGUGGAGGGGGCAUGGGGAGUUUGGAGUCCCUUCGGUACCUGCUCGCGAACGUGCGGCGGGGGAAUCAAGAUUGCUGUGCGGGAAUGCAACCGACCCGUGUAAGCAGUUCCUCCCUUUGUAGUCAUUCAUGUCUAGUGGACCUUGUCUCCAUUUUAGCUACCAAAGUCAGUGUUGCAUAGAUCAAGCCUUCUUGAGGGAAUUCUUUCCAUAGCUUAAGUUCAACUGAUGGCAGAUCCUCCACAGUUGUUUCCGAGUAAAAAAAAAAGAAAGGAGAAAAGGGAGAUAAAGAGAUCAUUUAGACUCCUCGAAAGUUGCCUUUCAUCCUGGUUUCACAGAGAGCAAGAAACAAUAGUUCAUGAUGAGUCUGACACUGUGAAUAGUGCCGUUCACAUAAUGUGUGCGGUAGCAGGUAGUUUGAUGAAAGUAAGAACAGGGAGAUUAAUUAAUGUUUUAACCUGAAGGAGAAAAUGUCUUGCAUCUACCUUUCAGCCUCGAAAACGUCCAACUUAGACUAAGGCUUGACUAAUUUACUGACUCACCCAAUCUUGCCAAUCUUUCCCCCAGGCCCAGGAACGGGGGGAUGUAUUGUGUUGGCCGCAGGAUGAAGUUCCGUUCCUGUAACUCUGAGCCCUGCUCCAGGCAGAAGAAAGACUUCAGGGAGGAGCAAUGUGCAGCUUUUGAUGGCAGGCACUUUAACAUCAACGGUCUACCUCCUAAUGUUCGCUGGGUACCCAAGUACAGCGGAAGUAAGAAUAACAUUCCAGCAGCUCUUUGCUUUUGCCAAAGUUGUUUCCCUUAAUACACAUAAUUUGAGUUUGGCACAAGCGUAUAUUUGUAUGAAAUUUUGUCUCUGUUUUACCCUCUCUGUCAGUCUUGAUGAAGGACAGGUGUAAGCUAUUCUGCAGGGUGGCAGGCAGCACAGCCUACUAUCAGCUCAGGGACCGGGUCAUUGAUGGCACACCAUGUGGACCUGAUACUAAUGACAUCUGUGUCCAGGGACUGUGCAGGGUGAGUGAUCUUUCUUGAUCAUUAGCUCCAAUGCAUACAUGCAGCUAAUUCUAUCAUAAAAACAUCAGGUUCUGACUGUGAACAUUUUUGGAAAGUUAUCAUGUGGAUCAGUUUAAUCAUUUCCAAAAGGUUUCAGCAUCCUCUCCAAACCCAAAUGUGUUUAUUGCUUUAAACCUUUGACGGAUAGACUUUGAGUUUGAAAGCUUGAUUACUAACAUACCAUGCACAUCAGUUUGCCUCUCCAAAGAAGUGGUGGGCUUCUCUGUGUACACUCUAAACCACACACAAUGUUUUGGUUGGAUUGAGGUUCAAUUAAAUUUGCCUUCCUGGUCUCAGUAAGUCGAUUUUUUAUUUGUGCAGUGGCAUUAGAAGUAGGUUUUCACCCUUUAAUGAAGAAUCAGUAUCCACAACUCAGUAAUGACAAGCAGAGCAGAUCGUGCCAUUUCCAGCGUGGUUUUUUGGAAGGAAAUUAUUUUCACAUGCGAGUCAGUGAUAUGGAUGAAAUCAAAGAGACCUUGUGCAACUAUUUUAUGGGUCACUGGGUUUGAAUAAUAAUAAAUGCUUAUUUAUCAUUUCAUCUCCAACAAUGUGACUUGGCUGUUUUUGUUGUUUAAAGCCUCUGAGACAAACUUUUGGUUUAUGUUGAUUUUGGCGCCCCCUGUGCACAAACGCAGACCUUUCAUGUCCUUGCUUUCUCUUCAGCUUCAUACAUGCUUUAGGUGUGUUUUCAACAAAACAGUCCCAUAUAUAACUUAUCAGCGGUGGGAAUGGCAGGGUGCAGUCAAUCGCUCCAACCGAUACUUACCUCAACUUGAUGUAAAGAGUUACCAUAUAGAGAGAGUCGAUAUUUAUGCUCAUUGACGCAUUUCCUCUUGUGUGUCUUAAAGAGACAUCACUAUGACUUUCAGUCUGUUCCAUAACUAGCGUCAUAACCCCUCGCAGGAGCUUUAAUAGUGCAUUGCGAUACGAAAUCUGAUGUUGUUUUCUGACUUCUGUUACUCAUAGCACCGGUCCUCAUUUACUCCUCUGUUAACUUUCACAUUAUUGUUUCCUCCACCAUCCUCCUGCCGCUCCAGCAAGCAGGCUGUGACCAUGUACUGAACUCAAAAGCCAGAAGGGACAAGUGUGGCGUAUGUGGAGGCGACAACUCGUCCUGUAAAACUGUGGCAGGCACUUUCAACAUCGUUCGCUAUGGUGAGCUUCAUCAUCUUUUAUCAUGACAAUUUGUUUUAUUCUAUGUACUAUAAUCAUAAUAAUGUCAAGCUAUUGUUCACACCAUUUACAGGCUAUAAUGAAGUAGUGCGAAUACCCAUUGGUGCUACAAACAUAGAUGUGCGACAGCACAGCUAUUCAGGGAAACCAGAGGAUGACAACUACCUCGGUAAGACAUCCUUUAGUUUGAUUAAAAACUACUGUUGUUGUUCCAAUCGAUCAUUGUUUGAAAUAUUCUCUUUGUACUGUUUUAGGCCUUUUGUAGGCCGUGCUGUUAUAAGCUCCUACUUUCAUCUCCGUGAUUUGUCUGUGCUUCUCUUUGAAUAAGCAUAUUCACGUUUUAAGUUUAGGUUCUGUAUUGCUAAGUGCAGAAUUGGCAUCUAGCAUGCACUCUUAAAUGUUAAUGAGCCAUAAAGUUAGUGGGUGCCAAUCCAGCAAAGCUUGUUGGUUUGUCUCCCACAUGCAUUUUCGCAGGUGUGUAUUUUCUUUUGUUCUGUAAACGUGUGGCUUUCUGUACCAUAUGCUAUCUGUCAGUCCAAAUAUCACUUCUGUACACUAAUAGCUGCUUUGUCAGCUAUUAGUCUACGUGUUGGCAAAAGCACGCUUAAACUUGAGUUUGGAAAGCCCUUUGGCUACCAUUCCAUCAAGGUCAACAUGUGUGUGUCUGCAGGUGCGGAGUGUAUACUGCUCAUUGCAGUAAUUAUUGUUGUGUUUUAAGGCUCUGUACGCGUGUUUAUUUGCCUUUUGCUUGUUUAUAUGUCAAGCUGUGUGCAAGAGCACAGUCACAAGGGGCCCAAAGUGGUGAUGAUUCAACUGGAGUAGGGGCUGCUCUCCAUGAUCAUAUUAGUGUAAUGUGUGAAAUGGCGAGGAAAGUAAAGGCAGGAAAUUAGCUCCAUAAUCCCAUUAAGGUGAAUGAGUGCAGCAGACUGGCCGUUGAACAGAAUGGGACGCCCCUGGAUGGGACUUCUUAGGGAAUAGAGGAUUACUUUACCCCAUUAGACUUUACCGCUCCCGCUGCUCUUGCUGUCCUGUAAAAUGUCGCUUUAGUCACCAUGCUCUUAAGUGGCUUCAUCCUAUGAAAGCUCUUUGUUUCAUAUUAAAUAAAGCUCAUUCUGCCUCCCUCCUCAAAUGGGAUCAAGCAAAGAAAGUGACUGUUGUCCUCUGCCUCCCUGCAGCCAUAUCAAAUAGCCGUGGAGAGUUCCUGCUUAAUGGGGAGUUUGUGGUCAGCAUGUUCAAAAGGGAAAUCAAAGUGGGAAAUGCCAUCAUAGAAUACAGUGGCUCUGACCAUGUCAUUGAGAGGAUCAACUGUACUGAGCGCAUUGAGGAGGAGAUCAUUGUCCAGGUAAGCGCUACUUACUAAAGGGUGAGAUAUGUGAUGUAGAAGUUUCAAAAGUAGAAUAGUUUUAUAAGUGGUUGCACGACUGAAUAUUCCUGCAUCAAAAAAAUCUUUAGAAUUAUACGUUAAAACACAAGCUCCAAAGUCUUGACCUUAUAAAAAGCUAGACUUUUAGUUUUGAAAGAUGUGGGCCAUCCAUGAUGUAGAAAUAAAACAAUAAUCUGACUGCAUUAUAAUGCAUAUCACAUUGUCUGUCUGCAUGCUCCACAGGUGCUGUCUGUAGGGAACCUUUACAACCCAGAUGUCAGGUACUCUUUUAACAUCCCCAUAGAGGAUAAACCUCAGCAGUUCUUCUGGGAUGCCUAUGGGCCCUGGCAGGAGUGCAGCCGUCUUUGCCAAGGUGAGGGGGAGGCACAAGUGGUUGGCACAGUGAGGUGAUGAGAGCCAUCAAUGAUAAAUGGUUUGGUGAGACUAAGAUGAAAUGGGACAGAGUAAAGCGAUGUGAGAACCACUGAGCCAGCCUGACACAGAAGAGAGAGUUUGUCAGGCAAGAGUUGACAGAUUUAUGCUAGACAUAUAGGUUUGGGACAAAUGAUUAAGGGUUGACCUCUUGGUACAGCGUAGCCGGUUACUUUCUUUGGCUUGGAUAUGUUGGAGUGUGUGGGUGUGCAGAGGCAUAUUGCAAGUAAACUCGAAAACUUGGUAUGUGUUGUAGCUCAAAGACUUUUCUCGACUAUUUUUUUUAUUUUUUUUCAAUUUUGACGCUGCCUUGCUUGAAUGACCAAUAACAAAUUCAAAAGGGAAACCACUGAGUUCACACUGUGGGAUAAACUGCCAACAUGUUAUGUCAUUAGCACUUUUUUUCAUGUAUUUGGCUGUCCUGACAGCCUCCUAACUGUUAACUUUGUCCCUUACUGUAUUGUUGUUCAACUGAGAUUUAGUGCAGGAUUGUCAAGACACAAGUCAAAGUGAAAUGCACAUAGAUAUUGUUAGUUGUGUUAUGGAGAAUGUGGAAUAUUGAGAAUAUGGAGUAUAUAUGACUUGGGUAGGUUUUUUUAAAUUUAGGUAACAACUUGCUGGAUCUUGUAGAAGCUGAGAUUAAGUUUCAUAAGUGGAGAUCUAUGUUCAGAUAAAACUCUAAAGCUGGACCUAUCCCAAAGCCUUAAUAUGAAACAAAUAUGCAAAUGCAGUUGGAAGUAUAAAAAAAAAAAACAUCUAUGUGGCAUUUUCUGUUUCUUUCAGUGAAUGUGCCAAUUAUAUUUUGGGGCGUUUUCCCAACACCUUAUCUGAGUCUGUUAAUUUUUUCUUUAGGAGAGCGCAAGCGAAAGAUUCUCUGUAGCAGAGAGUCUGACCGGGUGGUGGUGUCAGACCAGAGGUGUCAUGGUACAGCUAGACCUGCUGUCAUCACUGAGUCCUGCAACACUGAAUGUGAACUCAGGUUAGUUUCAAACCAGCCUUUAGUUACUAUAUGAACCAGUCAGCCAUCCUCUUCUCACUUGAUCACCUUGAUACCUGACCUAGAUUUGCCUUAUCCCCUUCGUUGCAGGUGGCAUGUGGCUCGCAAGAGUGAGUGUACAGCCCAGUGUGGCCUGGGAUACCGAACCCUGGAAAUUUACUGUGCCAAAAUCAGCCUUACAGAUGGGAAGACCCAGAAGGUGGACGACCGCUACUGUAGCGGUCAGCGCAAGCCUGAUGACAAGGAAGGUUGCCAUGGUGACUGCAAUCCGGGUGGCUGGGAGUACUCAUCUUGGUCGGAGGUAAGAUUGUUGUGGGAAAUGUGGGGGUUUGUGUAUUAUCAUGAUCCAGAUGUUUGGCAAAGUUUAUCUGGAGUUGUGUAUAUGUUCCUACUUCCUGAUGUUCAAACGUUUGAAUUUGCUGCAGUGCUCCAAGAGCUGUGGUGGGGGAACCCGCCGUCGAGGGGCAGUGUGUCGAAAGGCAGCUGACGCUGGUGGCGAUGAGAGCAAAUGCAGUCAAAGGGACAAGCUGACCGUCCAACCCUGCAAUGAAUUUCUCUGUCCACAAUGGAAGACUGGCGACUGGUCGGAGGUAGGUUCAGCUCCUCAUUAUGUUUGUACCUAGACUCUCAGAAGAAAUCUAGUCUGAUACCAAUAAUGGCAUAAAAUGGUUCAUAUGUAGAAAGAGAAAAGACUGGGGAGAUAAUUUAAGAGAAUAACAUAUACAAUGAAUAUCAUUGCUUUAUUGUAAAAUGUAUGCAUAGAAAAGGACUUUAAGAGAAGAAUGAUAAUUAACUGAUAUAAGGGUUUCUGUUUCUAAAUAUAUUUACAUAAAGCCUGUGCAUAUAUACAUUCAUCUGUGAGAGCAACUACCUUGUGUUUACGUAGCUGGCUCGAGCAAAUGGAAAAAUGAAAAGACUCCAGUCUCAAUACUGUAGUUGCAAUCGAUCCAGCAGUGAUGUGGGUCAUAUGUAAAAUCCCAGUGCUGAUUGUGCAUGUCUAAGCUAUAGAGGGUUCCUCCCCUCCUCUCAGUGCACUGAGUGUUGGGAAAUCUGUGAUUGCAGGGUAAGAUUGGUCUUAACUGCUGUACAGUUUUCACUCUGUAGAGUGAGGUGCUUAGAAAGAUUUGGCCUGCAUUCCAGGAAUUUUUCAGAUCUCCCAUGUGGUGCUGCUGAAUACAAACACCUACUCUGCACUGAAUGCAUAUGCACUGUACUCACAUAAAUAAAGGCUAUUACGGUGACUUUUUUCAUCUCCAUUUCCUGCUGAUGAUCUUCUGCUGUAACAGUGUUGGAAAAAAAAAACAGACUCAGUGGCUGGUAACAACCAUAGCUGUUGUUUUCUGAACAUAUAUUUUUUUCUUACACUCUUUCAGUGUCUCGUGACAUGUGGGAAGGGCUACAAGCAUCGUCAGACGUGGUGUCAGUUUGGUGAAGACCGUUUAGAUGACCGAUUUUGUGGGUCGACCAAACCUGAGUCUGUGCAGACUUGCCAGCAGCAGGAGUGUGCCUCUUGGCAGGUCGGACCCUGGGGACAGGUAAGUGUUGACUAUGGUGUUCAGUGAUACAACACAAAGAUUUUUGUCAGAGUUGUGAAUGUAUGACAAAUGUUUUCAGCAUAAAAAGGUGAUUUUUGAGGAGAGAGGGUCAACAGUAGCAGUCUUAGACAGCGGAUCACAUGGAUCGUAUAUUAUGUUGUGAGCCUUACAGAGGCAUCAGGUUCUUUUCAAGGAAAUAAAAAAAUCUAAAUCUACAGUACACAAUAUACAUCCAAACUUUUCCUCUAAUGAGAAAAUGAUGCAUUUUUUCUUUUAGUAUCUAAGAGGAUUAUCAACAUACCUUCAUCCACAUUUACUGCCUCUGUUUAUUGUUGAGCAGUGUUCAAGCUUGUUGAGAUGAAAAGAUUUACGAUGUCCAUUUUUGCUAAUGAACCCUCACAGACGUAAACCAGUGAGAGGACAGAGAUAAGCUAAGCUCAUCGUUUGGCCCUGGGCCCUUUUCUCACGCCCGCUGAGACACAGAGCAUAUCCUGCCAAAAUAAAUAGACCAAAGCUAUGAAUGGGUAGGCAUGUUCUUCUACAAGGCAUCAUACCAUGGUCUACAUACAGGAUAUAGUUUCUGUUUGUGUUUGUCUGUGUGCGUCUGGCUCCAUCUCAUUUGUGUUUGUGCACAGACGACCGGACACCCAAAAAUUUGAGAUAUCUGUGUGCCCCCAUCACAGGAUGUGCACACAUUAAGGUAUAGUUGAAGUUGUUUAAUGGAGCGUGGUCAAAUGGUAGUUGAAGUUGCCGCCACACAAGUUUGACCCUGUUUCAUUGGAGGCAGUGGAGCAGAAGAGAGCAUGGGGUAGGACCCUCUGACUCGACUAUGGUGGAAAAAGACAAGUACAAUCUAUAAUGUAUAUGAGUCUCUUCUGUAUUUAAUUAUCUGAUCUCUAUCAACCUAAAAGAGAAGUUUUUGGGUUCAGAUGUAUUUAUGCUAUAAAUGUUCCUCUGUUGGCUCAGAUGAACACACUCUCUCCUGCUAUCCUUGCCCUUUUCAGCAUUUUUUUUUAUUUGGAUCGCUGUUGCUCAUGUUUCUCCACCUCUCCUUUUUUUUUCCUUCUGUGAACUCAGUGCACUACCUCGUGUGGGCCAGGCUACCAGAUGCGAGCAGUGAAGUGUGUAGUUGGCUCUUAUGGUGCUGUCAUGGAUGAUACUGAAUGUAAUGCUGCCACCAGACCCACUGAUACCCAGGUAAAUGGGCUCAUCCUUCUCUUUGAUUACAUACUUUCCUGCUCUAUGGAACAUAUUCACUAUACUUAUGCCAACUGCAAUCAAGCUCUCUUUGUUUCCCACGUAUGAGCACAACAGUUGUUCCGGUGUCAAGUUUCAAACUGAUUUAUAUUGUGAAGACGGAAGGAAGCGUCCAUGUUCAUGGAGACUGACACCCAAAACACACACACACACACACACACACACACACAUAGAAGUACACCCGUUUCUUUUCCACCUGGUCUCAAUAAAACUUUGUUGUCUGGUCCACUGGGAAAGACUGAGGGGGAGGUUGUAGCAGCCCUCCUAUCCCCACAUGGACUAAAACUUACAGAAUACUUCUGUGCACGCUUGCUGUCUUUUCUAAGAGACACUGUCAGAACUCAUGAUUGCCCUGAAAGUGUUAACUUACUUCCCUGUGCCCUCACAUCAGAGCAUCCUUCAAAUGUAAUAACUAACUUGAAUAGCCAUUUGUUCCCGUGUUUAUUGAAGCUUCAAUUUCACAGGUAAGACUUUAGCAGGAGCUACAAAUUCUUGAUCUCUAAUACUCAAAUUAGACUAAUUUGCUUUGUCAAAAUCCAUUUGACUGAACUUGUUGUGUUGUUUAUAGAGUACAGAGGGGCACGGCAGACACAAAGGGACGCAGAAACACCAAAGGAAUCUAUUGUGGUCGUUGUGGUCCACUGCAGGGUCUAAAUCUAUUUCAGAGAGCUGAAUAUGCAGACGAAGGACGGGGCCCCCCUUGUAGCUGCGGUGGCUCUUUAGUCUGGAGUCUGGGCCAGCAGAUUCAGUGACCCUUAAGCAGUCGCCUCACCUUGUUGCAGUUCAGACCAGCCUGCCAUGAAUUGGGCCACCAGUCUAGCUGCCUCUAGUGACCAAGCAGGGUUUAGAAAAAAGGCAGAGAUGGACAGAGUGCAAAGAAGAAAGAGAUGAAAGCAAGAGAUGCCUUGCUGAAUAAUUUCACAUGAGGAUGUGAUGAAAGCUGCACAGUCAGGACUAGUUUGGACUAUUAUAUGAUUUCAUUAAGCCUUGGAGCUGUAGUGCACAUGCAAGACACGCACACUCAUGAUCAUUUUGGUUUAUGCAGGUUGAGCUUAGGUCAUACAGGAAAUGUGCAAAGAGCAACUUUAAGCACUGACAUGAUGGCUGUUUGCAUCCAUUAUGAGGCGGAGUGUGGAAUGUGGAGCCUGUUCAGAGCCUGUGCGACCUGAUUAAGGCCCUUUUUCCUAAAGCGGUGGGGUCAAAGGGCACCAGAGGGCAUGGGGGAAAAAGAGAAAGGGCGGAAGGUGAGAGACAAGGGGAUGGAUUAGGGGUGGAGUUUACAACCACGCCAGCAUGGGCAUUGGAGCCCUGAAUACCACUCCACUAUGACCUGUUAUGACAGGGAUCAGGGCUUUAUGCUGAAUGGCUUACUGCCACAAUCCAUAGUUUGAACUGACCAGGGGGACCCUCUUGGUGUUGUUUUGGUAAGGGGUUUGGGGUGGUGGUGUAACACGACUACCCUCAAAGACAGUGCUGAAGCAAUAUGUUUAGAGUUUUUAAUGACUGUUUCAUGUCAGAGGAGCUACCUCUGAUAUUCCUGGUAUUUAGUGGUCAGGGACAGAUGUUGUCACAGUGUAUUCAUUUUGUUAAUCACUGCAUAAAUGAGUGUAUGUGUCCUCCCUCCACAGGACUGUGAACUGGCCCAGUGUCCCAGCAACCAUCCUGUUCUCCCAGGGACCAAAGUCCCCUCCCACCAGGGCACUAAAACUCAGUGGCGGUUUGGUUCCUGGACCCAGGUUAGUUGUGCUGUUCCUGUUUUGUUUGUCUUUUUUCUUUUCUUUUUUUUGUCAGUAUCAAGUUUCAUAGCAUGUCUAAUUUGCACAACAGUGUAGUGCCAGCUGUGGUAAAGGGACACGAAUGCGGUACGUGAGUUGCCGUGACAACCAAGGUGGUGUGGCAGACGAGUCAGCGUGUGCCCAUCUACCAAAACCCCCUGCCAGGGAAGUGUGCUCAGUAGUGGCCUGCGGACAGUGGAAAGUGCUGGAAUGGACAGUGGUAAGAAAGGCACCCGUUGAUAUUGUUGAUUCAGUUGUAUCUGACCCAGUUUUCACACAUUAUCUCUUAGCCAUAACAUCCAACAGAGUAGAUAAAUACAGGGUAAAGCAGCUGCACACAAACCUAUCAAAGCUUUACCAACAUGAAGAGAAAAGUUAAGUUUCAAACAAAUUUUGCAUUUGGAACAGUUUUUUUUUUUCCCAGUUUAAGCAAUGAGCAUUCUCCUUCAAAUCUGCAUCUCAUUAUCUUGACACUACUAUUGUUUAUCCUAAAUUGCAUGUCAUCAAUAUUGCCAUCCAGAUGUUUUCUUUUCAUUCUGUUUGUUUGUUUCUGUUAAAUCUCCAUUAUUCUUCACCUACUCAGACAAUUAGUGUCUCCACACGCUAUGUAGAUGUUUGUAUGAGCAACAAGGUGGCAUCUGGAAGGCGAGUGUGUAUUGAGGGUAGAGAAGGAGUGUAUGCUGUGAGAAACCGGGAGAGAGAGAGAAAGAGAGAGAGGGAGAGGUGGGGUGAGGGUGAAGUUUCUAAGGAUUUAUAAAGCAAAGGCUCCAGUUAGGGGCUCCAGUCUUGUUUACAGAUGUUUCUCAUCAGAGUCUUAGUGAUACAGUACAGCCAGACUUCAGGUCUGGUCACCACACACACACACACAUACACAUACACGCACGCACACACAAACACACAGUCAUGUACACCAGAGUCCAUGUAUCACCAAGCCAAAGACACUCAUUGACCCAAAAAAAAAAAAAAACUCAAAGAAGAAAAAAGAAAAUAGUUUAUCCCAAGGCUAGACCAGCUACAUUGGUCAUACAGAAACACAUAUAGAAUCAUCUACUACUUAAAUAGUUUAAUAACCUCAAUCAUGAUAAAGCAGGCUUUUUUGUAACAGUUUUAUGAUAGUUGAUGUUAUCCAAAAGCUUUAUUUCUUGUAUCCUGGAAUGAAUUGGUUGACUGCAUGCAAACUCGUCUUUUAGUGUCUCAAACCAUGCAGUAUCCCAACAUUGCAACACAGCAGUGUAAACCUCUGGACAGUGUAAUCCUAAGCAAGGUUUUAGAGUAGACAGCUGUUGCAUAAAUGUAAUAGAUUGACUUAUGCAAGACAGAAAGUGGACUCUGAUUUAGAGGAGCCCACUGAGACACCAUUAGUUACAGGCAGCAGAUUUGCUUUGCCUGCGCCUUUUUUCAUGAAAAAAUAUACGUCUUCUGAAAGAAGCAGCCUCACCACAAAGUAAGGCUUUCCUUGGACAAAGGUAAAAGAUUAGCCUUUCCAUUGUUGUUUUUUUAUUAGUUUAUUUAUUUCCAAUUUAUUUCAGACUCAGGGGAACUAUUUAUUUGCAAAAAGUAAUCUCAUGAAAAUGGUAAUUUUAAUAUCCUAGCAAAAGGUAGUAAGUAAAGAAGGUGGGAUAGAGGAGGGUGAGAAAAACUGACCAUGAAAUACUGCUAUACAGUCAAAUCUCUGUCCAUACAUACAAAAUGUUUCACUGAAUAAUUAAGACUAUCAUUUCCACACAUAUAUAAUAACAAAGUCUGAAGAAAAAGAGCAUUAGGGUUGAUAUAGCUGCUUGUUUUCUUGUAUUCAAACCUGAUAAUGUUAUAUAAUGUACAUGUUAUAAUGUUAUAAUGUUAUUUGUUUACUGAUUUGAGUCCAAGAUGAAGUGUGAAAGGAGUUCAACAUUAAUCUAAGCCGAGUAACAUUUCAAAAGUCGAGUGUUAGCUUGAAAUGAGAUCAACACCUUAAUAUCUGAUGGAGAUAUCUUGUGGUCCAGAGGUUAACAGUUGCAGCAAUAUGCAGAGGCUACAGUCAUUCAGGCACAGAUCCAGACCAUCACAGGGAAAUUCUCAGUUAAGUGUCAGCUGUGGUAGCAAACUUUGGACUGUGGCGUAAAAAACAAGACUAAGACCAUUUAGUAUCUGGGAAGGAUGAAGAGGGAAAGAUGAACAGAGAGAAAACAAAAGCAAACUUGCCACUUGUCUAUUUCGUUUCAUAAUGAAUAUAAUUCAAGGCUCUUUUUUUUUAUCUCAAUUUUAUCAUCUAAAAACAUCACUUUUUAUGAUGAAUCAAAGGUCACAUAAUCCCUGUUAGGUUUACUGAUCUGCCUUUUAAGGAAGAUUUGUGGUUUGUUUUUGAAUUCUAACCUUAUGCGACAAACCUUUUCCUCACAGCAGCACAUUGGUGUAACACGAUGUGAUCGAACACUCAAAGACAUUUCUUUCAAUGCCAAAGACUUUGGAGAAAUACAGAACAAUGUGUGAUAACAAUUUCUAUUGAUAGAUUAUGAGAGUUAGGGCAAAAAAUAUGAUCAUUUUAUUUUGAAUGAUGCAAUAAAAUGAAAAUAAUGCAAAUCAACAUGGCAAAUGUUGGAACAGAAUCCUAUUUUUAUGCUUGAAAAUACAUGUUCAUUACACAUUUGAAGCCAAGAACAUGUGUCAAAGCAGUUACAACAAAACUCUGCAAAAGUUGUUUAAUACUAAAAUGAACUGUUGGAGGCCCCAUAGUAGCAGAGGUUGGGUGCCAAACUGGCACGCCUGCAGUCCUGGCUUGUUACCUACUGAAGACAUGUGAGGGAUCAAAACGCAACAACCAGAUCUUUCAAAACCCCAGAAACUGGUCUCUUUGGUUCCCAAAAAUACACAGAGGUGAUGAAACAAAACGCUCUUUUCAAAAUGCGUUGCUGACAUCAAAUUUAAAUCAUGCAUAUGACGUAUUGACGUUCUGUCAAACAUUUACUCUAUUAUUAAGUGGAUAUAAAGUUUAUAGGACUUCUAAACUUUCUGUUUAAUUUUACAUAUACAUAUAUAUAUAUAUAUAUAUAUAUAUAUAUAUAUAUAUAUAUAUAUAUAAUUUAUUUUUUUUUGCACACGGUCCUGAAAUUUGGGAAUUGGGACUGUACAUUGACAUUCAAGAGCAAAUGUGUUUGUGCUUAAGAAUAACCUCGCCACCCUCUUGAUGUGCUUUCAGUGCUCAGUAACCUGUGGUCAGGGGAAGACGACACGGCAGGUACUGUGCGUCAACUUUAGUGACCAAGAAGUGAACGAGAGUGAGUGUGACCCAGACGAUCGUCCCACCACAGAGCAGGACUGUGCUAUGUCUCAAUGCCCCUCCCGCAGUGAGGCCCGGCCUUUCCCAUCGUCUCCAAACACCGGCAGCAGGAACAACCUGCCGCGUAGCCAAUCCCAUCAAUGGCGGACUGGACCCUGGGGCGCGGUGAGGCAUCUCAAACCCAGCUUCAUCAGAAACAUUUCGCACCUGUUAUUUUAAAUGUAACUGUAACUAUAACUUUGAGAGACAGUCAUGAAAUAAGGCUUUGUAUACAGGUCCUCAAUUUUUUUUAGAUAACGUCUUAUUCAUGUGAUUUGAAAACCCCGGAUAUUACAACCCCAGGGACUCAGGCGCUUCACCCUGUGGAUCUCUCUGAUUUUUUUCACAAGCACUGCAAUAAUUUUUGUCCAAAAAUAACUUUCAAUACUUAAAUAAUUCUUGGUAUUUCUGUUGACUGUUGCUUCCUCUGCCAUGAGGAUGUGUAUUUAAAGAAAGCAGCAGACAUGAUCAAUCAUGUGACAUUAGAUGUCCCCAUACUGCUCUCUGAUUAUUUUGAUAGAGUGACAGUAAAGAUGGCAGUGUCAAAAUGAAAUGUCCUUAUUUACACCUGGGUUUGUGAGAACCUCUGUCUGACAUUCUGCACUGUUUGCUCUCUAUAACAACAGUGUUCCAGCACUUGUGCAGGAGGUUUCCAGCGGCGUGUAGUUGUGUGCCAGGAUGAGAAUGGGUAUCCUGCCAAUAGCUGUGAGGACCGCAGCCGGCCCAGUGAGCAACGAUCCUGUGAGUCAGGGCCAUGUCCACAGUGGGUCUAUGGCAACUGGGGGGAGGUAAGACAAACACCACUUUACUGCUGUUUACAUCAGAGAAUAGCUUACUGUAGCUGGAGUUUCACCUGACACACAGAUCAAGCAAAGAGACAUAGAUUGCUAAAGCUAGAGGGAUUAUUUGUGUACAGCAGCAGAGUGGUAACUUUGACUGCUGGAUUGUUAAUUGUGGGGAUUUAGAAAUGUAAUUACUUUGGGCUCUGGGAUCAUGUCAUCUGUGCUUGGCAUGAGACAAACCUAUCCUCAUGAAAAGACAGCCAAGCUUUUUCCUUGUCUCUUAAAGUCCAUCUUUAAAACGCAGUCUCUCCUUCUUCUGUCUAUAGUGCACCAAGCCAUGUGGAGGUGGGAUAAAAACAAGACUGGUGGUGUGUCAGCGUCCAAAUGGCGAGCGUUUCAAUGAUCUGAGCUGCGAGAUCCACGACAAGCCCCCAGAUCGUGAGCAGUGCAAUACUCAGCCGUGCCCAUCUAGCCCCCACUGGAGCACAGACCCAUGGAGCUCGGUACGCUCAUAAAAACUACUAUUUUUUUUCAACCUCACAUUUUUUCAAAUACUGGUAGUCUUAAUCUUUCACAAACAGUCUGAAUGGGGCUUGACUAAGGUGCUUCUGUAUUAGAGGAAUGUAACUCCAACUACUCUACUUUACUUUUAACCCCUCCACCUCUUGACCCCUUUUGGUGCCUGCAAUUGGUCAAUGUUUUCUCAAGAUCUUUGAAAAGUUGCACUUUAAUGGCAAAGAUAGACUUACCUGGUAUGCCAAAAAAGUACAACAUCACUAAACACUUCAGUGACAGCUGUGACCAUAAGAACCUUUUUUUUUCCUUUUUUUUUUAUCAGUCCAAGUUUCCAUACAACUGUUGAGCCUUGUAUUAGUGUUUUUUUAUUAAAAUUCAGGAUCACUUUGUAUCACAAUCAAAAUUAGUUUUGUAAAAUAUUGUUUUUAAAGAUAAUUUAUUGAGAUAUUUUUCCUUUUUAUCCUGUGUAUAUAGUGUUUACUUUAAAAAGUGAUUUAUUUUGUGUCUUAGCUUUUUGUUUUCGCACAUAUAGCCAAUCGUUGUUUAUAUGCAAACACUGAUGAAUGUUUUUGUAUAUCAGGAAUAUACAGGACUAUGCCUUGUUCUUUUAUAAUCCAAAGAAUGGCCCAUAAUCCCAAAAUAUGAGGUGCUACAUAAUAUUGAUGUUCUGUUUUUAACACUAGAGCACCAACUUCCAUGGGGCCGUGUAUUUUAUAUACAACUUUGUACCUUAAACAUUUUUUAAUGGCUAUUGUAUCAAGAAUUCAAUUUGUCUCAAGGCACAUGUGUUUUUUUAGUUCUAGAGGUAACUAAUUUUGUUUAGACACUUUAUUUGACAGUUUAUGUAUCUACCCUGUGCUACAACACCAACAGGGAUUUUGCCUAAAACGACAUUGACACUGAAGCGUGAAUAUAUUGACUCAAAAGUUCCUGAAACGUCCAGUAUCAAUAGCAAACAGCAGCUGUACAGCACUGUGAAAUAAAGUGUCUCACUGAGUUUAUAGUAAUUAGAACUAAUAGCCAUUGUAUUCCAGUUUGGCAGAGGGUUUUGACCCAGAUUUCCUUUAGUGUGGCCAAAACAAUAGGUUUAAGGCUCUCUGCUCCCAAGGUGCUUGAUAUGAGUAUUUAUAUUGUGUUAGCUAAUGUUUUCUUUGUACAGUAAGUAUUUGGAGUUGCUUAAUAUGCUAUGCUCAACAAUACCUCACUUGGAACAAAACACAACUCAACUAGCCAUUAAACUAUAAUAACCUACACUACAGUGGUGCUUUGGCCAAACAAGGGAGAUGUAAGAUAUAUAUAUCAAAAUUGAACCAUCAAUUUUUGGUCAGCUAUGUGUUUUUUGUGGCACAUUGAUUAUUGAUGCUGCCCUUUCUGUAUUUUUUUUUUAUUUCUUUGCAUUAGCAGUAAGUGGAUUGAUCAAACUGAUCAGCUAAAUGCAAAGUGGAUCACAGAUUUGAUGAAACAAUGUGGAAUUGUCUUUGAAUGUCUAUCAAACAACUUUCUCAACCUUUAAGAGAAUGUGCUGUUAAAAUGUCCAGUUUGAACACGAUACCUGUGACUGCAGGGCAAGUUAAUAGUGUUAUGUAUUCAGAGCUCUCACUCUGAGCCAACCUAAUGUGUCUACCUCAGUCUCUGUUAUGAUUGCCCCCCUGCCGUAUCUUUCACUCCCUUGCACUGGAAGGGUUUUAGCUGGCUAACAUAAAACAUGAGUUGUCUAGGCUACCCAUUGCAGUAAAUGGCCCUAAACACAGAUCCAGGGUAUGUAUCAUCUUACACUUUUUAAUGCUAACAGUCCUGCUGAGGACAGUGAAAACUGAUCCAGAAUCUGUGGUUAGGGGCAUCUUUUUCCAGCAGCCCACCCAGUUGACUCCUCCUGGUCAUAAAUGUCUGUACUGACAUCAAACUUUAUUUUAAGGGCCUGUUAAAACAGCAGUGAGUACUUUUUUUUUCUUUUUACACCACACAUCUUUUACUAAUGAGAACUACAAGUUGUAAUGACUUCCACAUGUGUGAUUGUACGGUAGCUAAUUCAAAUCUAGGUCAAAUCAGUGGAGGUAGAGCACUAUAUUACCUCAGCACAUUCCUGUAAUCUUCAUCCUAUUCUUCAUUUUACUAGUUAAUCUCAGCAGUUUGACUCCUUGUGGUCAACCUUUUGGUUCAAACAGCAGUAUAUAUCAUAUCAACAGGCUCUUGAAAUAAGUUUAUUGUUUGUCUCUUAUUUGCAAAUGGCAGUAUUAGUCUGUGUUUCAAGAAUAUUUCUGUACAUUUAUGUAAUUACUUGUAUUUAUUGUUACUCCAUUAUAAUGUUAUGUCUAUAUUUAAUUUUUUAUGAAUUUGUUGGAUUUCUGUUUAUUUUCAGAAAAGGUUACGAUUAAAGUGAAGUAGAGGUACAAUCCAAGGCUUUUUUCAUUCUUACUUGGACAAAAACUGUCUGGUAAUGAUCUUCCCAAAAAAAAAAAAAAAAACACUCCUUUUUUAUACUCUAGAGUAAACAUUAUUUGAGGUAAAAAGGAGCAACAUACUGUAAAAUAUGAGGACUUAAAAAUAAUUUACAUCUGUGGUAUUUAAUUCUAGUCAGGAAUAUUUACCCUUUGUGCAAAAAGACAGCUAGGAUAUUGGGAAGAUAAGUUCCAUUAGGACGUAAACCUGCAGUUUCUAUUUUCAGAAUUACCAUAAACAAACAGUGUAGAUGGGAAAUUUCACAAUGGUUUAAGUCAGCAUGUCUCAUCUAAGUGAGAACUUGCAUCAGGCGUUCUCUUGCUUCCAAGAGUUCUGCAGACUUUGCAAAAAAAACAAUGGCAGUAGCAAUAGUAAAUUUGUUUUGAUCAUACUCAUGUACCAAGUAAAACUAGAGCAAGCUUUUUACGAUUACUCCAAAAGACAGGUUGCCAAUACUUAAGCUGUGCAUUGCAUUGAAUGAGAGCAAAGCCCAAGUGGAACAAAGUCUUUUCUUACAAAUCACAAUAUACAUGAAACAAGAUGAAACAACAUGAUUUUAAGAUUACAAAACUUUCUCUACCUUUCAAAUUAAACUGCCUAAGUAAAUGAAGUAUAACACUUUCUUAACAUUUGUCACACCAAUAACCUUACUUGUUGUGGUAUUGUCGUCCUGCUGCCCACCCUUAACUUCUGAUUACUGACUCUUUACUGUACUUACAGUGUGUUUCCUAUACUAUUCAGUGAUUCAACCUUUAGUUAAACUUUAGGUUAAACCACUUAGCUAAAAGGCAUUUUAAAGGUUUUUACUCACUAAAGCAGUGUUCCCCAUCAGGUUUUUUGCCUUGAAUGAAAAUACAUGAAUCACUGAGCCUUAUUCUUAUUCAAAGUGUUCAGGGACUCUGCCAAUCUCUUUGCGCAACAACAUCUUUAUUGUCAAGUCGAGAGUCCAUCAAGGUAAAUCUUUAUCCUGGCGCAGUAUACCUCUGAUUUCAUUUACUGUGUUCAUUCACUCUUAACAUCCACCGCGGCUUUACCGGAAUGCCUGGUGACGCGUGCAACACUAUGAGGUAGCUAGCGCCCUUUGGCUCUUCCUGUCAGACCCCUCUAUUCUGGACUAAUGCGAGAUGAUGACAGCGUACCAAUGCUGGGGCCAUUGACAGCGCCAUGCAUGAGGGGGCCGCCAACCGGACAAUGCAGUGGUGUAUUGAUGGGUCAAGGGUCAUGUUUGAUCAGGGGAGGGGCCCCUUCUUGAUUCAUCCCAUCAACACAGACAGACCUCUGGGAAAUGGCUGUGAUCUGUCGGGUGGGGGGGUGGGGCAGGGCUGACCAGGAUUCCCGGACACAAUGCUGAAAAUGCAAGGUGUGGGCAGUUUCAUUCCCAUGGUGCUGACUCAUGCUUUGCCUUUUUGGAGUUAUCUACUAAAGUUAGAUCAUUUUAGUUACACAGUCUUCUUCUGCAGCUCUGAAUCAUGUCAGUUAGACAAAUCCACCUGGUGACUGGCAUGUUUGAAUUCUAUUAAGCAUUGUAAUAAAUGGGCUGCACCUAUGUACAGUUGAUUUCCUAUCAUGAAAUACCUUUAAAAUAUGCCCCUCAGUUAUUUAUUCACACCCGCAUGCUUUCCAGUAGCAUCGCAGCUGCCGUGCAGUACUUGGGAUGCACAUCAGGAUUCAAUUUGUUCAGUGUCUUGCCCAAGAACACCUCAGCGUGUAAAUGGGAAGUGCCAAGUAUUGAACUACCAACUCUGCAAUAGUGAAUAACACUGGAAAUCCUGCAAAUGCAACUGAUGCAAACAUAUUUUUUAUUUGCAGUAUAUUCGUUGAUCAUCUUAUGUAUACAAAAAUGUAAGGUUCCAGUCAGUGCAAGAGGGACAUUUGUGUUAGUGAGCUGCUCAGGAUAAUUACAGAACCCCAAAGGACUUGUGGGCAAAGCUAAUGAAGCCUGCAUGUUCUUAUAAAACACAUGGUGCUCUAAUGUGACCCAUUAGCACUGAUUCUCAAGGUUUUCUGAGGACAUUUAAAUGCUAUACAACAGCGGACUCGCUCUUCAAUAACCAAAGUAUUCAGGAUUAAAGUUGGAGAAGACUUCCCUGAAGAUCAGAAACUUUUUCUAAUGACGUAAAUCUUACCUUGAAGGCUCAUUUUCUCCUGCGAGGACUCACUGACUCUCCACAGUCCAUCUAAAACAAGUGUGCUGCAUAUAUGUUCCUAUGCGUAAAUAAAACAUGAAUCAUUGAGUAUUUUACACCAAACAUGGACUACAGUCUCCACAGAUGCAAAAAUAACACUGUCACAAAGUAAUUUUUUAUUAAACUGAGUCACAAUAUUUGCACAGUAAUGGUUGUCUUUAUUUCUCCUCGAAAAACACAGAACCACCACAUUUUUCUCAAAAACGACUGAAUAAUUUAACAACUAACACCACUUACAACAUACUCAACUUCAGUAAAAUAAUAAAUGGGGUGAGGGGUCACAGUGUGCCCCGUCCAAGCACGGUCCCUUGCUGGGACAGCACCACACACUGGGCCACGCACUCAUUCAACUCUGUGUCUGUCGCUUCCCAUCCAUCCCCACAUGCAACGCCCCCUUUGAUUAUCCAAGCCUGGUCCAGCCCUUCUCCACUCCCUCCUCUAAUACUGCUGUGUGUCUUUGUGUGUGUAUGUGUGUGUUCGCCUGUCACAUUGAAUUACACUUUGAGUAACUUGGUGAACCCGGAGGUAAAACAAACUGCUGCCGGGUUGUUCAUGCAUGCUCUGCCAUUGGACCAGCUUCCCACGUGGAAACUUUUUUUUUUUUAAGGUAUACAUUCAAGUCCCGAUGAAUGCGAAACUUGUUUUCAUUAUAGCUGGUAUUGAACAAAUUACGUACACUUUGAAUCCCAAUCAUGCUGUUUCACUUGAAUAAUGCCAAACAAUCUGAACUGAAGUGAAAUGUUUCUCCACUGCUCCACGGUUUGAUGCCAAACAUACCUUUCGGUUUCAAAUCAACUCAUUUUUUUCUUGUGAUAUCUUGCAGUGCUCAGCCUCCUGUGGAAGAGGGUUCAAGUCCCGUAAGGUGAGCUGUGUGACCGGAUCAGGCCGUCCUGUUGCAGAGGAAAACUGCCACCCUCUGUCCCCCAAACCCAAUAAGCAGAGGCGCUGCCGUGGAGGACGAUGUCCCAAGUGGAAGACUGGAAACUGGGGAGAGGUGGGACUUUGUAACCCUGCUCUAAAACACUCCUCUACCACCUUUGUUCUCAUGCUCCCAGACAUAUCAGCAUUUUCUCUCUCACCAUGUUAAUCCUUAACAUCUUGCAGGCAAGUAUGUGAGGAUGUGUGAAAACAUCUGCAGCUAAGCCUGGCUGUCUUUAUCCGCCAUGCCAGGCCACUAAGGCAGCAUGCAUUAUGUAUCGCAAUAGUUGUAAAACAGACAGCGGGAGGGAUAUGCAGCCCUUUUUAUUUGAGCUCAACUGUUGAUAAGCUCAUAAUUACUAUAUUUUUCCACUCCCUUUUAUCCCCCCUGUCCCUGCUGCCGGUCCACUCUCUGAUCAUUUUUUCCACAUUUUAUCGUUCUUUCAUGCUCCCCGUGCCCUCGCAGCUCAAACUCACAAUGUGUACCUCAUCUGCAAAAAGCACGUCUGGUUCUCUUUCCUUAUAUUCCCUCCAUCUCUGUCUUCCCCACAUCUUUCCUCUUGUCCCAUUUCUCUGAAUUUGCACAGAGCACAGAGCCACAUCUGUGCUCCAUACGUCAGAGAGGAUAUGUGUCUGCUCCAAACAGCUGUGGAGCAGGAUGCAUGCCAGGAGAGAAUAUUUCACGCAAUGCUUUUUAGACAAGUUCUCCAUGAUGGAACAGCAAGCUGCACUGCAGUUCUACUGAUGAAUGAGCAUGACACAUAGUACACAGUGACAAAUGUAAAGCUGCACACAUGCAAAUUGAUAUACAGAUACUACUGUAAAAGGAUCAUUCAAUUGUGUAGUCACAAAAAUCUGAAGCUGCUGAAAUUCUUGAUUAUGUGAUCACUCUUCAGCUGGAUUGUCUGGAUGUGUUUUCAUCACUUCCUUUUCCUUUGACCUGCAAAAGUGUAUGGUAGCAGUAUCAGUCCUCAUCAUACACAUAUAGAGACUCACUCGCUUUCUUUGUCCUGAUGCAUUCAAUACAAAAUGAAACAUUUGUUUCAAGGCAACGUAAAUGACAUUGCAUUACAGUGACAUGAGUGAAGCAUAUGUUGUUCAGAGCCAUCAACUUCUGUCUGAAAAGGAACAAAGACAAAAAUUAGUAACUGGUAGACAUCGACUCCAAAAGCCUGAACACACACUGUUUUAGUAUGUAAAAGCACACUUUGAUCAUGUUAUGUGAUUGUGUCAGGGUUAAAGACUUGACAUAUUUGGCAAAGAACUAAACACAUUCUUAAUCCUGCUCUUAUUCUGUGUAUUUUCUGUGGAAAUGUGUUCUGCAUUAGCCACAGCAGAAGAGACAGGCUUUCAUUAAAAACACUUUUGCUCUAGCCUUCACAGAGAUUCACAAAACUAUCACCUUAUCAGUCUCAGUUUUCACAUUCAUCAGAUUUCCGUCAUGAAAGAACCUUUAUUUAAACCAGACAACUUAAUCUCUGAACAUUAAAUGUGAUUUUAGUUUCAAAACAUGCCAUAAUUCUUAAAAUAUGAAGUUAUGUGCUUCCUGCAUAUAGCAUUUAAAAGAACAAGUGAAAUGUUUCAUCAAGUGAUAAAUCAGUAUAGUUGAGGUAUUUUAUUCAAGAUGUUUAACAUCUAUAUUGCCCAAAUUUAAAGAGAAAAAUGUGAAGGUACAUAAACUGAAAAGCCUGUAGAGUUACAACAUAAAAUAGUCCACAGCCAAAAGUAAAUAAAUAUAUGUAUAUUUUUAAUUUAUUUAACUUCAUUAUUUAAUAUUUCCUAACUUCAUUAAUGCCUAUGCCAAAAUAGGCAAAUAAAAUAUACCACAGAGCACAGAUAACCCGACGCCUUCGCUUGUUAGAGAAACAAAUACAAGGAAAAAAGCCAUUGAUUUAUUGAUGAUUGAUUCUUGAUGUGGAGGAACGUAACACCAAACGGAGUAGAAAGGGUUGAAUUCACGUGUUGUAAGCUCUUACCUCUGCUUGUUUCUAGUGUUCAGCAUCGUGUGGAGACGGCAUCCAGCGUAGGGAGGUCUUCUGCCAAGUCGGAGGCCGACGGAACUCUCAGGAGAGCGGCUGUUCUCAGCGGUCCAGACCGGCGUCCAGUCAGAGCUGCCGGGUCGCGGACUGUCCCUCUCGGUACCGGUGGAGGGAAGGGGAAUGGCAGCCGGUAAGCCCCGUGUGCUGAAGCUUUUUACCACUCUGACUCUCACAGGGCCGGGGAUAUUUUUUGUCUGUCAUAUCUGGUGAAGUCUGAGUGGCUGCCUCAGUCGGAGGCCAGAGGGGAGGAGAGCUGCAGCAGCAUGGCCCUGAUGGAAAUCAGAUGAUCAGCGUUUCUUUUUUUUUUUUCAUCAAAGCUGCAGCUCUGUUAAGACGAAUCUAACUCUAACCGCGAUGCUGAUUGGCUAAUGUGCUUUUUUUUCUUCUUAAUAAGAAACGGUAAAAAGUCACUUAGCUAAAUAUGCACAUGUGAAACUUCAAAAAAUAAUUAAACAAAUAGUAAUUAUAAUAAUAAUGUGAAUUCCCUGACAACUACUCUACUUUUUCUAAGUUUAAUCCACAAUAUUCAAAAUUGUACAGAAAUAAGGUAAGGUAAGGUAGUCUUUAUUGAUCCCACAUGGGGGAAACUAUUUCACCACAAGGACAAGAAGACUCAUACAGACAACAAAAAGCAUGGAGACAUCAGAAAAACAUUGACUUACACCAGAUACGCAACAAACACAGUAAAGGCCAAUGAAACAGGAUUUAAAAGCGGUACAAUAAAAGAUAAGGACAUGAUUAAAUACAACAAAAGCCUGAUAAAAACGAAUAAAUACUAAAAUGAAUACCUCUACAAAUUAUGUCGCAGUGCCAAGUCAGACCCUAUCGUACACUGUUAAAAAAGCUUACUGCUGCUGGAACAAAAGACUUUCUCAGUCGUUCCGUUGAGCACAGAGGCAUCACAAGUCACUCACUGAAAGAGCUUUCAAGACCUUUGAAGACAUAGUGCAAUGAUUGCUCUUUGUAGCCCAGGAUUAAUUUUAAUUUAGACCUGGUCCUCCUCUCAACAAUGGCCUCAAGAGACUAUGGGACCAAGCCAAUAACUGAUCCAGCCCUCUUUAUCAUCUUGUUGAUCCUAUUUUUGUCAUCAGAUGAUAUGUUGCCCUCCAGCAAAAAUAAAAAGACCACUAGCCAGAAUACUUUGGUAAAAGACAUCUAGAAGCCUAGUGCUGACAUUGACAGAAAUUGAUCCAUUAUUGUUCUUUUUACUGUUUAUCAAUAACUAUAAUCUUCUAUGAUUCUGAAAACUUCAUGUUCUUUUCUCCUGCAGUCAUAUCACUGCACAGCUUUUUUUUUUUUUAAUAAUGGCAUUCCUGCUGGGUAAGAUCCAGUAAUUUUCUAUAGGCUAGAGGCUACAGAUCCUUGUUGAGGGUGGGAGUGAUUAGAGCAGGCAGCUGCAGCAGGAGGUUCUUCACAGUGUUUAAGUGAUGUUGAAUCUGGGUCAAUGAGCAGCAUGAAAUAUCUCUCAGAAAGGAGAGUCUAAUUAUUCUGGAGAAGUUUUAUGAGCUCCAAGCCUGGGUGUCCCAAUUAACUGUUGGACAUAAUUACGACAGCUCACCUGGCUGGGGAUAAACUCCCCAGUGUUUUAUACACUAACAUUGACUCAAUAAAUAGGGGAGGACGUUUUACACAGCAUUUUACUUCAUAGCCUGAAACAUUAUUAUUUUAAAAAUUCUGAGACCACUCCUGUUUUCUUUCAUUUCUUGUUUAUUUUAAUGCCUGGUACAACUAAAAGUGUAUUUUUUUGGACAAAUAUAAUGAUAACAACAAAAAUAGCUCCUAAAAGUUUAAUUUAAGUGCUGAUAUCAAGCCAUUUUCCAUGGUUUUCUUGAUAAUAACCAUAGACUGUAUGUAUAUGCCUAACUCACUUGCUAGAAUUUAACAGUGUUUCAACAGCUGUGUCUACUUUUUUUGACCAAAACACAGGCAUGCAUGAACCAGGGUCGGCCUUAUUCCUGUGCAAUGCAGCAGCACAGCUCACAAAAGCUGUUGUAGGUAUUUCAGCUGUUUGCCAGCUUUCAACAUAUUAAAAGUGAUGGAUGCCAGCUGCACGUGUAGCACCACAAAAAUGUUUGUGACACAAGUGAGAGACUCUUUGAGCCCCUGCUAAGACAGCAGGUGCUUAAAUUACAACUCUUGCAAACUUGAGCGCAGUGAUAGUUGAAUUACCACAUGUGUAAAGUGGGACAUCCAGACUCAGGUGGGUUUGUUGACUCUGAACUUGCAGUCAAAUAAGUGUUUAUUGAAAGUCUUACAUUUUAUAAAAUGCCAUGAACAAAAUCAGCAAACAUGGCAGGUGAUAGUCACGUUCUUUUGAAAUGCGCUAACAUGCUUUAUUUCUAUUUGGAUGAAAGGUUUCACGUCUGUUAAGUAUAAAGCCAUUGCAGAAGAUACUGAGUUUAAACACUUUGACAAAAAAGAAAAAGCCAGUAUUGCCUUGGUCAUUAUUAAAACUUUCAUACCUUCUCUUCCAUAAUACUCCACACAUUGCCGUUUUUCUGCAGAAUUAUGGUCUCUUAUCAAGGCACAGGGCACAGCUGGUUCCUGUCAAUAACAAGCUUGUAUUUUCUGCUGCAGUCUUUAUGCCUUUAUGUAUCAAUGCUCCACACUGACUAAAAAGAAAAGGAAAAACUGCCAAAUAAGCACCAUUUUUGUAUUAGCACACAAGGCACCCUCUUACCCGACUGAUCUUAACUUUUAUUUAACUUCUCAUGUUAAAUAUAGAGUUGAUGUAAAAUUUCUACUCCAGGCCUGGAGUGUACUCAGCUCAGGUCCUUCUGAUCAAAAACCACAGAGGCAAGUUCCUUCAGAAAGGACUGUGGCCGCAAAUAGACUUGUGCACAAGCACUAUGUUAAGUGAAGUUGGGGGCUACUGUGAACAGUUCUUGCCCGCGCAGUUUCAUUAUUUCAGUUCACAAGACAUUUUUCCCUUAUGAUAUUCAAGUACAAACACACCAUUCAAGUUCUUGCAGCUCAGUGCAGUUUGCUCUUGUGUUGCAUCCUAUUUUAGAGAUGAGCUGUUGGCACUUGGCAUAUCCACUCUCUGCUGCACAAGUUUGUGAGAUGGCCCAUAUGUAUUUGCAUAUAAAGUAGCCAAUGGACCCCAAAUGGACAGGUCAUUUCAAUACACGCCAACAGCAUGACUGCUCAGAGGUAGUAUUUGUUCUGUAGUGCCAGUUGAAGUACAUUCAACCCUUUGUGUGUGUUUUGUGAAUUGCAUGGGUCCGUUUUGUCUUUUUUUAACUAGGUUAGCAAUGCAAAAGCUCUGCUAUCCCUUCAUGAAUCAGGUCCCAGGUGUUUCCUUACAAAGUAUAGAUUAAGCAAUUGUAUCCUUCUCUUCAGCCUCUUUACGGUUAAGCUGCUUCCAUAUAGAAAGUCACAAGUCGAACUGUUUCUCCUUGUUCUUCUCUGCAUGCGCUGUAUUAUUAGGUCCAAUUUCAUCGAACUGGAAAACAUAUUUGUAUAGAAUAAGGAUGUCUAAAACACAACUCCUACUUGAUUUGCAGUGUUUGCUAAAGGCUUGUCUCUGUCUUGAAUCCAUUACAGUGUAGUAAGUCCUGUGGAGAAGGCCACCGAAGACGAGCCCUGCAGUGUGUAGACCACAACCAGCAGGAGGUACAUGAGAUCUACUGUGUGAACCAGAUCAGACCUCCAGACAUAGAGAGCUGUAACACCCAGGCCUGUGAGUUCAUCUGGAUCACAGGGGAGUGGACUGAGGUGAGGAUAAGAGAAGCAGUGUGCUGUUGAAAGAUCAUUUUCUUACUUAAAGGCUUUAAGGUCUGAGUUGUUCAAAAGCAGUUUUCUUUGAUAGUAAUAUUUUACUUUUCGAGGAGCUCAUUCAUGUGAAUCACCAUCUUCAAAUCCAGUGAUGCAGAAAUGACAGAAAUUACCCAUGUUUCCUGUGUGGAGCUCUGUUGUUAUUUCAUGCCAGUGAUUUAUUCUCUCCUCCAGUGCUCAUCCAGCUGUGGCCAGGGCUACCGUCAACGUCUGAUCUCCUGCAGCGAAGUGCAUGUGGAGAAUGACAACUAUGAGUACGGCCAUCAGUCUCUGUCUAACUGUCCAGGGACCCCGCCUGAAAGCUUCAUGCCUUGUAAUUUGGGCCCCUGCCCGCCUCCACAGGAGUGGAGAGUUGGAAUCUGGGGUCCGGUAAGCAAACUGUGAAUGUUGUACAGGUCUAUGCAAGCAUUUUUGGAUCUUCAAAUAUAACCCCGACACCUGUGUUAAAGUUAUAAAAUAUCUAAGCCUCAUUGCAUGUUUAGUUUAGUUUAAGCUUUCUGCAAUUGGUGACUUUUCAUUUGAAAAAAAAAAAACAAGUUCAUGUAGAGCACUCAAUGUGUAAAAGUAGCUGCUGACAAGUGCCUCAAUAUCUGUCAUUAUUUAUGUACAUUUGCAGUUUGUGCACACUGCAAAAAAUGCGAAGAGUUACAAACAAGUGUUAACAUUCAGUUUGCAUGCUUGGUUAAAAAACAAACAAACAAAAAACACCUGCUUAUAUAUGUUGUAUUGCCUCUUGACUCAUGUCAACACCUCUGUCUAGUUGGACUUGAUGCAGUUUAUGGCGUUUAGACAAAAGCACCUGCCAAAUAAAACAAACAUUUUAAUGAUGAAUAUAAAAAAAAACUCUAAUCACCCUUUUUUUCCACCUUUUGCCUCUCUUCCUCCCUUUCAGUGUUCAGCCAGCUGUGGAGAAGGAGUGACUGAGCGGACGGUGCAGUGUUUGUCAGUGGAUGGCCAGCAAAGCAAUAAGUGUUCCCUAGAUGCAAUUCCAGAGGCCAGAAAAGUCUGCAGAAAUCUAAGCUGUAAGUUAUGCAAGAAUACUGCCAUUCCUAUACAGAAGGUCAAAGCUACCAGAGUUUCCAGUGGGGAAAGCGAAUGCAUCCCAGAUUUUACUAUUAGGCAUGGCUUGGCUUGAACCGGUCAUCCAGGGAAUAGGCCUUCAGGGAAAUAUUUAUGAUCUGAGGCAAACAUCAAAGAUCCACUGUCCAGUGUAUUUACCUCCUCGCGGUAGGAUGGGACAUCAAAGAGUGGGUGGCUUUUCGUUUUCUUUGAUUCGUUGCAGCAAUUUGCCGCACUUCACUAAACUCUUGGAAUUUUUCUGUGCAUGCAUUCUCAUGUGUGUAUAUAAAGGCUUUGUGUUGGUGCCUGUCCUGUUUUAAAUCAUUCAGCAGUACAAUUCUGUACGUCAACUUAUGCUUGUAUCUGCUUUGUUUUUAAGGCCACUUGCCUUCUAGCUGUCUGGAUGUCCAAAGCAUGAAUGGUCCCCUCCCGGACAGCGAACACCUUCUCAAUAUUCAUGGAAAGGCGAUCAAGGUAAAAUGAUAUGACCUUACUGUAGACAAAUGUACAACAUAAAGCCUUUAAUUAUGACUGCCAUUUCAAACAUGGGCAAUGUUUCUUACUUUUUUGGGGUUCUUAUUUUUGACAAACAUGGACUGACAGAUAAAUAGGUCACAAUGGCACAAUUGCAAUUCCAGUAGCCCUUUUGAAACACUCUUAAUCAUAAGGAGUAACUUUCUUGUUUUAAUUGUGUCACACUAUGGAUAGCCAUAACAAUGCUCUUUUCUGACACCAACAGUAAUUUUGCCUCACACCACACAUGACUGGCUAUGCUACCCCUUUUAAUUCUCAGUCAAUGUCACAUCCCAACCUUGCCAAACUGAAGAAACCUUUAUACAUGCUUUAAAGGCAGUGACAGUACAUGUAAGAUGAUUUAUGAUAGCCUUUCAUAAAAGACUUCCUCUCCAAGAUCCUUAAAAUGUUGAGCACAGCAACUUACAAAAACAUCUUGAAGCUACGGAGUUUCCAGAGUCUCUUAUUUGUACAGCCCAAGCUGUCCAAUUGUGCAGUGUUACCUGGGGGUGAACCACAAGGUUCAGUGCUGGGACCACUUUAAUUUACAAUUUUCAUAAAUUCUCUCGGAGAGAAUGUUGUGAACUCUGCCUUUCCUUUUUAAAAAGAUGCUACCAUACCUGAGAAUCAUGAGCUGUGCUUGAAUGGCUCUACUCAAUGUCAUCAUAUGCUGGACAAUGAGUAUCACACUGCACUGAGAUUUAUUACAAACAGUGACUGUCUUACUCACCACUGUUUUUGAGACUACACAAAGUCAGUUGGACUACUCCAUGCCUGCUCAGGCAUUGGUAUAUAAUUAUUUACUGAGCCAGUCAGGGCAAAACUCUGAACUUCUUUUCCUCCCUUUAAAUCUCAAGAGAUGUAAAACAGAGUCUUUAUGAAUUGGAUAUUGUGCAGUUUGUGAUUCCCAGAGUUGGGAAAGAAAGACUUUGGGGACAAUGCACCUUUCACCUACAAAAAAAUCUUCAGUUUGAUUUGAAAUUGAAAAAUUUUGUCAGCUUGAAUGUUUUAAAUCCUUUCUGAAAAGACCAAAACCCAGCCUUGAGUUUACGCAUUAGAGGGUCUUGAUGGUCUUGAUGGUCUUAAUGGUCCCCCUUCUGCACAGUACAUCUUAAAAUGUGAAAAGUCAUCUGUCUUUGAUGGGACUAUUUCUGAAAUGUAGUCUCAUGUUUGUUGAAUGUUAUAAUUAUAUCAUUAUAGUUAUAGUGUAUAGCAGUUAUAGUUUAUGGUCUUAAAAUAAAAGAUAAUUGAGAAUAUUUCUGCACCUAGCCUUCAGUAUAUGAACAAGCAUGUUAGAGGUUUGAGAGAAAAAUAAAGGGAAGGGGAAUGAUAGUCUUGGCCCUCAAGGUUGCAAAAAGGUGCAGCGGAUUGUUUUAAGGGGUUUUGUGCAGCGGGUUUCUCCAUUUAUGCUGCAGCUUCUGUGUGGUAGCUUAUAAUUGCCAUCUAAUCAUUUCCACUUGCCCCUUCUCUUUAACACCACUAAGGUUCUCUUUUUUUUUCUGUACCACCUCUUUCACUUUCACCCCCUUUUGCCAUCUCUUCUCUUCUUCCUCCUCCUCCUCUGCCUUUUUCUCCUCAGGUCUACUGUGCAGGAAUGCAGACAGAGGCUCCACAGGAGUACAUUUCCUUGACGACUGGAGAAGGGGAGAAUUUCUCAGAGAUCUUUGCCUUUAGGUAAAUAGCUAACAGGAUAACAAUGAGACCAGCCUGCUCAUUACAAAAUCCAGCUUACUCCUCGCAGUGUUUUUGUCUUUAAAUUAAUGAAUUCCAUGGAAGUGUAAAGUUGAGCUCAGGUAUCUUGUGUGUAUGCGUUGCUGUGUGUUUUCCCAGGCUCAAUGACCCCACCCAGUGUCCAGCCAAUGGCUCAAGAAGAGAGGAUUGUGACUGUCGGAGAGACUACACCGCCGCUGGCAUAACCACCUUCUCCAAAGUCCGCCUGGACCUCAGCAAUAUGAACAUCAUCAGUGAGUGACUCUUACACAUGCAAAAACUCAGAUGCACACUCAAAAACAAAACCGCAUCCUGUACCAGUUUUAACUCCACAUUACAGUUAAACAAGAACUUCCUUUGCCAUUUAAUUAUGUCCGCGCUCACAAGCCUUAAUGGGCUCAAGAUGUCCUAAAGGAUCAUUUGAGUUACACGCAAUUACAAGCCAUGAGAGGGUUCAAAUUAAGCUGCUCUAAGUAGAUGAUAUUAUGUUGAUAUCAGGCUGCCCCUGAAAAUAAAGCUAUUUCAAUAACACAAGUGUUGGUUAUUAUCUCAGACGUAAGCUUUCAUUUUAAAGUUCAUCUGAGGUCUUGUAGCAACAAAUUACAACAUAUAAAUUUCUGAGACAUUUGUUAAGCUCUACUUGCUCACUCUGUUGGUUUAUCUUGUUAUCCAGCAACAGAUUGGAAGUUUGCUUUCACCCGUGAAGGCAAAAGUGUCCCUUUUGCUACAGCUGGAGACUGCUACAGUGGAGCUCGCUGUCCACAGGUGAGAACAACUACAGAAGCAGCAGCUGCUCAUUAAAUCACAGGAGGAUGCAGAUUGUGUUUUUCACAGCAGAUUAGUGACUUUUUAAAGUUGGAAAAAAAUCGCAUGAAUCUUUUAUGUAUCCUAUCCUCUUAUGUCAUUUCAUCAUCCAAAAAUUCUUCAAUACAGACACGCCUGUGUGUUAUAAUGUUUUGUGUUUUCUGCAUUUCUUCUUUAACAAAUAUAAUGCUAAAAUGUUUUUAGUUUUCAUAUUCAUUGCCUAAAAUAAGGGCAGUGAGUCUGAAUUUAUCACGUAUUGUUUUGUGUUCACAUUGCUAUUCCCAAGCUAGUACUAUAAAGCCCAUACAGCAGAUGUAUCAUUUACAUCACAUAAAACACAGAGUCAAUUAAGAAGUGUUCUUUGACUCUGUAUUCACACCUAUUUAAAUGUGGCAGAGUUAUCUGUUUAUUCUGGUUUACAAACUGUUUAAUGAGGGCGACCUGCUCCUCACUGUGUGGGGGCAAAAUAUAGACAAUAGAUUCGAGCAAAGAAAGUCUGUGCAGACUUAGUGGCCUGUUUUUGCAACAAGCCAUGCUUUAUGUUGAUUUGACAAUCAUUAAUCUCUUUUUAAAAUAACACUGACAGUUUUCAAUACUUUAGAUGUCUUUUAAUCUGUUUUUAAAUCUUAAUCUGUUUGUAUUCUCUUUCUCUCUCCUUGUUCACUUGUCUUUUUAGGGGCAGUUCAGGAUUAACCUCUCAGGAACAGGUUUGAGGGUGGCUGAGGGUGCCUCGUGGAUCUCCCAGGGCAACUAUGCAGUGGUUGAUGUGCAAAAAUCACAGGUAUGGCAAAAGAGUGGAAAAAAAAACACCUUGAAUAAAGUCAAACUAUUGGUUGAUAAUUUAAUAUAAAGGUGUUUCCAUAAAGGCUUAUCGUACCCCCACAACACUCUUAGUAACUCAGCGCCAGCUCUGUCUGAGACUUCUCCGUCUCAUCAUUAGUAUUUAGCUGAGAUCAGACACUGAGCUCACAUAAAACAGUGUUUCCUCAGCUAUGAAGACACAUUGGACAUCAUUAAGAAGGUGACACACAUAGACUAUAUAAUCUCAUUACCUCAACUCUCAUGGUCUGCAUUAUCUUGAACAUCAUAGAGAUGAGCAAAAAUCCAAUAAUGACCAUGGAAUAAUGACACCAGAACAAUGUCAACAUAUUUUGCAAGAAGUAACUGACUUAGAGGACAGAAGGAACAAAAAAUAACUCUCUGCACUGUGAAGCCGUAGUGACAGCACAGAGUUAAAGAUCCUCAAACAUCAUGUAUUAGCUUCUACACAUAUAUAUAUCUAAAAGUGAAAAUUGAAAUGUAAUCAUAAAAACAGCUAUUUUAGUUAGCUCUUUAAAAAUUAUUACACCGAGUUGUUUGGCUUUAAAACAUUUGUCAUGUAACUAAGGGUACAGCCCUUACCCCAUAAGUGUAGAAAAAUGGUGGUUAAUAAUAAAUGAUACUGCUGCUUCAACCACAAACUGAACAAAAUCAAUAAGCAACCAAAAGUUCCUCAAUAUAUAUUGGCCUGAUCACAGGCUAUCACACUCUGUGACCUAUGUUUUACCCAUGUCUGUUAUUGUACCGCUUCAUCUUCUCUAAUCUUGUCUGUUACCUACUCAAUUCAGAGCUCCAAGCAAUCAUGGUCCCUAGUGGGCUCUAUAUUCUCCCCAUACACUGAGAAAGGCCCUUAUUGGGCAGCUGCUCUCUCAAGUGCCCCCCUACUCAAUCCUCCUCCUCUUUUGAAAUGGAGAUCAUGCUGGAGAGUGCUUUUUGUUGCGGAAAUAACAUGAGACACUUGUGAAGCCAAAUAGGGAUCAGAGUCUAAUGUUCAUAGCCGGCAGAUCUGCUCUAGGCACUUAAAUAAAGCCAGAGCAUGGCAGCGGGACAGCGAAAACACUCAAAUCUUGAUGAAACACACCACUCAUUUCACGCUGCAGCUUUCAUUUCAUGGGAUAGAACUUUAACUAUACUCUUCUGUUUAGGUGAAAGCACUCAUUGUGCCAGUUGAUAACCAUGCAGCUGAAGUGUCAGUGAUUAAAUUAGCCUGUAGUUGCUGCUUAUAUCUGAGAGUGAUUACUCGAUUCAGACCUGAAAACAAACUGCCUAUAGGGCCUCAGUCUUUGUGUUUAUUGUAAAGGGAAAGCCAAUCUCAGAGCCACCAAAUCAACCCUCCUGCAAAUUCGUUAAACAGUAAUGGGAUUCUUACACAAUUUAGAAGAGGCAAAAGAAAUUCCCUGAACUCGCAUUUGUCUAACUUUGACCAUUUAGACUGCUGACUGGAGUCAGUAUAUCUGAGAAGGUCUUUAUUUGGGUUUUUUAUCUGAACAUGAACAGCCUUCAAUCCUUAAAAAGGCUAUCAUAAAAUCAACAUUCAUGUGACUAUAUUUCAAAUGUUGCUGACGCUCUCAUGCGCAGAAAACCCCACAUAAUUGAUAUUAUUGUGUCCACAGGAUGGCAGCAGAGUGUCAGGAAAGUGUGGAGGCUACUGUGGUAAAUGUACGCCAUCAUCCGGCUCCAGUCUGCCUGUUACAGUGGAAACUAAGUAA